UUAUUAUUACUAUUACUGUAUUAAUUCGUAACCAACAUUUUCAACGCGUUUGCAGCGUGCCAUAAAAGUACACCACCGUCGCUCGCAACCGUCACGGCCCGCCCGCGGCCCAUCGCAAUUGCCGAACGUUCGUCGCCCGAAACCGUUUUCGCGCACACAUCGCCUUAGUUUCCGCCGUCGUCGUCUCGCCGUUUUUCGCUCGCCGACCGCUGCACCGCCCCGGUGCACACCUAACCCGGACCAUGGCCGCAGGAGACAUGAACGAUUUCCAUCAGAUACUCACCAGUCUGCUGAGCACCGACAACAACGUGCGCCAGACGGCCGAGGAAACUUAUCAAUCAUUACCUUUGGAAUCAAAAGUGUUAUACUUAUUCAAUGCUGUGCAAAACCAAGCAGGAGAUGUUGAUGAAAAACAAGUGGCUGCCGUUAUGUUACGCCGACUUAUGGCCAAUGAUUUUUUAGAAUUCUUCCCUAAUUUAUCUCCUGAAAAUCAAAAACAGUUUAAAGAAAAUUUGUUGUUAAGUAUAAGUAAUGAAAAAAAUGAUGUAUUACGUCGUCGCAUGUGUGAUGUUGCUUCAGAGGUUGCUAGAAAUCAGUUAGACGAUGAUGGUAAUAAUAACUGGCCAGAAUUUUUGAACUUCCUAUUUCAAUGUGCUAGUUCUCCUUCUAUUGAAAUGAAAGAUUCUGCACUGAGAUUGUUCACGAGUGUACCUGGAGUUUUUGGUAAUCAACAGUCUAACUAUUUAAUAGUAAUUAAACAAAUGCUUAUUCAAGCAUUAAAUGUACCUGAUAUAAAUGUCCAAAUCCAAGCAAUUAAAUCAAUUUGUUCUUUUAUUUUACAUCAUGAGAAAGUUAUUGAAGUUCAAAAACAAUUUACUGACUUAUUACCUAAUAUGAUGAGAGUAAUAAAUGCUACUUUGAUUGCUGAAGAUGAUGAUUCUUUAAUUAAACUAUUAAUAGACUUGGCAGAAAAUACACCAAAGUUUUUGAGAUCUCAGUUGAUUUAUAUUAUUGACAUGUGCUUAAAGUAUCUCAAAAAUGAAGAGGCAAAUGAAUCUUAUCGGCAAAUGUGCCUUGAAGUAAUUGUAACAUUAGCUGAAACAGCACCUGCAAUGAUGCGUAAAGAAUCGCCUAAAUAUAUUACUCGUUUAGUUAUACAAGUAUUGGAACUUAUGGCUACUGUUGAAGAUGAAGAUGAUUGGGGUACUCAAGAUGAUCCAGAUGAAAGUGACCAAGAAAGUAUGAGUGUUAUGGCUGAAUCUGCACUAGAUAGGCUUGCUUGUGGUCUUGGCGGAAAAACUAUGUUGCCACAGAUAUUAACUAAUGUUUCUCCAAUGCUGACAAAUCCAGAUUGGAAAUUUAGACAUGCUGCUUUAAUGGCAAUAUCAGCAGUUGGUGAAGGUUGUCAUAAACAAAUGCAAACUGUGUUGAAUGAUAUUUUAGAUGGCAUUUUAAGUUUCUUACAUGAUCCUCAUCCUAGAGUACGAUAUGCAAUGUGUAAUGCUAUUGGUCAGAUGUCAGCAGAUUUUGCUCCUACAUUCCAAAAGAAAUUCCAUGAUAAAAUUGUGCCAGCUAUUUUAUUACUACUUGAUGAUAAUUUGAAUCCUAGAGUUCAAGCACAUGCAGGGGCUGCUCUUGUAAAUUUUUGUGAAGAUUGUCCAAAAAGAAUACUUUUAACUUACAUGGAUCAAAUGAUGAUAAAGCUAGAAAGCAUAUUACAAGCUCGUAUUGUUGAUCUUAUGGAAGGUGGUGGUAGACGUCUAGUAUUAGAACAAAUGGUUACUACUAUUGCAUCAGUAGCAGACACAUGUGAAGGAAGUUUUAUUAAGUUUUAUGAUCAUCUAAUGCCAUGCCUGAAGCAAAUUAUUUGUAGUGCUGUUGCUCCUGAACUUAAAUUGUUACGAGGGAAGACAAUAGAAUGUGUUAGCUUGAUUGGUUUAGCUGUUGGCCAAGAGAAAUUUUUGGGAGAUGCUAGUGAUAUAAUGGAUUUAAUGUUGGCAACACAUAAUAAAGAUGAAAAACUCGCAGAAGAUGAUCCACAAACCUCAUAUUUGAUAUCAUCUUGGGCUCGAAUGUGUAAAGUCAUGGGUCAACAAUUUGAACAAUAUCUUCCAUUGGUGAUUGGUCCUGUUAUGGCUGCUGCUUCCCUGAAGCCUGAAGUUGCAUUACUGGAUAAUGAUGACAUGGGAAACAUGACAGACAAUACUGAUUGGCAAUUUGUAUCAUUAGGGGAACAACAAAAUUUUGGCAUUAGAACUUCUGGUUUAGAAGAUAAAGCAUCAGCUUGUGAAAUGCUUGUUUGCUAUGCUAGAGAAUUGAAACAUGGUUUUGCUCCUUAUACAGAAGAAGUUGUUAAGCUUAUGGUACCUUUGUUGAAGUUUUAUUUUCAUGAUAAUGUUAGAAUAGCUGCUGCUCAAAGUAUGCCUUGUCUUUUGGAGUGUGCAGAAACUAGAGGAUCCGAAUAUUUACAACACAUGUGGGGUUAUAUUUGUCCAGAACUUUUACAAGCUAUUGAAUCUGAACCAGAAUCGGAUGUUGCUGCUGAGAUGUACGAAGCACUUGGAAAAUGUAUAGAAUUAUUGGGACAUGGAUGUUUAUCAGACAAAUGGAUGAAAGAUUUAUUGGUAAUAUUAGAAAAAAAUUUAAAUUCACAUUUUGAAAAUGAAAUUAUGCGUUUUGAAAGACGCAAAGAUGAAGAUUAUGAUGAGGUUGUUGAGGAAAAAUUAGCGAUGGAAGAUACAAAUGAUGUCUAUAAGUUGAGCAAAAUGACCGACAUUUUACAUGCGCUAUUUGUCACUUAUAAAACAGAUUUUUUCCAGUACUUUGAUCUUAUUGUUCAUCAGUUUGCUAAACUAUUGGAGUCUGAAAAGAGUUCAUCAGAUCAUCAAUGGGGUCUUUGUGUUUUUGAUGAUCUUAUUGAAUUUUGUGGACCUGGCUGUGCUAAGUAUCAAGAAUACUUUUUGAGACCAAUGGUUAGUUAUGUUACUGAUUAUAACAGUGAAGUUCGUCAAGCAGCUAUUUAUGGAUGUGGAGUAUUGGGAAUGUGUGGAGGACCUAGCUUUGCUGGUGUUUGUGCCGAGAUCAUGCCCUUCCUUUUACAAGUUAUCAAUAGUGCUGAUUCUCGUUCUACUGAUAACAUUAGUGCGACAGAAAAUGCUGUAUCGGCUAUUGCCAAAAUAUUAGAAUUUAAUAGUUCGGCUGUUAAUGUUGAAGAAAUAUUACCACAUUGGUUGUGUAAUUUACCAGUAUGUGAAGACACAGAUGAAGCUCCAUUUGUAUAUGGUUACCUAUGCAAACUUAUUGAAAAUCAUCAUCCCAUGGUAUUGGGAUCUAACAAUUCUAAUAUUCCUAGUUUAAUACGGAUUAUUGCUGAAGCCUUUUUGAGAGAUGCAAUUGAUAGGUCACAUGCUGUUGCCCAACGAAUGAUCAUGAUUGUGAGACAAAUUCAGUCAAACGAAGAGGUAUUUAAUGCAUGCUUGGCUGUAUUGAAUUCAGAACAGAUAACAUGUCUACAAAGUCUUCUGAUGACUACUAAUUGAUAAUCAUAUAACCUUUAAAUGUUUGAUUAUUAUGACAAACUUAAAUUUUAACUUUAAUCCUGCUUUUACUAUGAUUAUUUUUAUCAAUA
Sipha flava (yellow sugarcane aphid) is the source of this 3628-nucleotide messenger RNA. RefSeq names its product importin-5 (gene Karybeta3). The transcript has 19 exons. Gene Ontology annotation, cellular component: nucleus; cytoplasm. Gene Ontology annotation, molecular function: nuclear import signal receptor activity. NCBI's taxonomy places the organism in Eukaryota, Metazoa, Arthropoda, Insecta, Hemiptera, Aphididae. Gene Ontology annotation, biological process: protein import into nucleus. Bases 243 to 3539 code for a protein of 1098 amino acids. The record is from RefSeq and is a predicted model, not a curated record.